AUAUACCUGUGCAAUGCAAGCUCUCAUCUUUCUGUACAUCGUUUUGAAUCAUUUCAAAAAGAUCAUCUCUCUCUCUCUCUCGCAUUGGUCUUAGCUUUCCAAAUUCCUUUCCGUUUUCAGUGUUUUCUUUCAUACCCAAUUACCAGAAAAAUCAUAUCUUCUUUCAUACCCUAAUUAAUUUGAGACCGAAUCAAGCCAUGAACCUGGCUGUGAGAUCAUAGAACACCCUUCUCAAAACCCAUUUCAUGAAUUCAACUAUACUUGCACAUUUCUGUAUCUAACACUGUCUGCUUGUGUUUUUGCCCAGAUCACAGAGGUAUAACACUAAUUGUCAAGGACGUAAGCAGCAGAAAGUGAAAAUGCCAAGGUCUAAUCGGAUGAUGGAGGAUCUGAUCAACGGAUCUUGCAAGAUCCGGAAAAGGGUUUGCUCACCAUCAUCUUCUACAUCGUCUAGACUCCAAAACUACAGAUUCAAACGGGCCAUUUUGGUGGGUAAGGGCCGAGGUGGAGGGUCACGAUCCAGCACACCAGUACCCUCAUGGAAAACUACGCCGAUGAGGUCCAUGGCAGAGUCUCCCAAGUACGCUGCUUCCCAGAGCGGAGGGAAGUCGAGGCCUGUGUCAGCGAGGAAGCUGGCGGCGACGUUGUGGGAAAUGAAUGAGGUUCCAUCGCCAAGUGUGAGGAGAGAGAGUUUGGAGGAGGAAAAGAAGUUGUUGAGGAGAGAGAUGAAGGCUAGAGAGAGAAUGAGGUCGGUGAAUUCCGGUUCACUCCCUCGCCAUUUGUCUGAUCCGUCUCAUAGUCCUGUUUCUCAGAGAAUGGAUCGGUCUGAAACAGGUAGUCGCCACAGGAGGACAUCCUCAAUUUCUCAGAAGCUUAGGCUUGCAGACCACAAUGUUAGAGUUUUGGAUUCUCUUAGUAGUACCAGUUUAAUGGAGAUUGAGACUAGAUCUCGAGCCCAGACUCCUAGUGGAUCCAUGGUGGGUGGUAGAAACCGUCUAAAGGAUGUUAGUAAUGCUUUGACCACGUCUAAAGAGCUAUUGAAAAUUAUCAACCGUGUUUGGGCUCAUGCUGAUCAGCCUUCAUCAAGCAUGUCUCUUGUCUCGGCCUUGCAUGCUGAGCUUGAGGGGGCUCGCCUGCUGGUCAACCAGCUUAUCCAAGAACAACGUUCAGAUCAACAAGAGAUCAAUUAUCUUAUGAAGUGUUUUGCUGAAGAGAAGGCAACAUGGAAAAAUAAAGAGCAACAAGCAGUUGAAGCUGCUGUUGAGACCAUUGCUGGUGAACUUGAGGUGGAGCGGAAGUUGAGGGGCCGUUUUGAGAGCUUAAACAAGAAACUUGGGAAGGAAUUAGCAGACACAAAAGCAUCUUUCAUGAAAGCAGUGAAAGAACUUGAGAGCGAGAAGAGGGCAAGAGAAAUAAUGGAACAGGUGUGUGACGAAUUAGCUAGGGAUAUUGGCAUAGAUAGAGCUGAAAUGGAAGAGCAGAAGAGGGAGUCUGUAAAAGUUCAUGAAGAGGUUGAGAAGGAAAGGGAGAUGCUUCAAUUAGCUGACAUGUUGCGUGAGGAGCGAGUUCAGAUGAAACUCUCGGAGGCUAAACAUGAGUUUGAGGAGAAAAAUGUGGCCAUUGACAAGCUGAGGAAGCAACUUGGAGCUUUCCUGGGGACCAAGAAAGGUAAAGAAAAGGGAUGCGGUUCUCAAAAAUUUGGGAAUGAUGAUGAGAUUGCAGCCUACCUGAGUAAAACUCGCUUUGGCUCUCAUCAGAAUGAAGAAAAAGAAGAUGAUGGAGAAGUGGAGGAUGUUGUAGACUGUGAAGAAGACUCGGCUGAAAGUGAUCUUCAUUCUAUAGAAUUGAACAUGGACAACAAUAAUAAGAGUUACAAAUGGGCUUACCCAUCUGCCAUUGGACGUGAUUCUAGUAGAGUUUCAAUUGGCAAUGAAAUGAAAGGGAGGAAUUCUACCCCAGAAAAAGUACACAGGAAGAGCACUUAUCUGCAAAGGAGCAUUUCAGAUGGAAUUGAAUGGGCUGCCCAAAUUGGUGGCUUUCAGAGCUUGAGAGAUGGUUUAGACCGGGAGAGAGUCCAUGAAUAUGAGAAGCAGGCUCAAAGAAAAAGCUACGGGGAUGAAAUGCAGAGAUACAAAUCCGUGAAGGGUAGCAGGGACCAUAUAUUACCUAGUUCUAGAUUAGGGUCAUCCAAAGACACCGCAAGUCCAAAGCGGCAAGGAGGGCCAUGGUCUUCACUAGAUCCUGGCAGUACAUUUCAGGGGAGACCUGCUACGGCGCAGAGCACUGGUUUGAAGUCAAGGCUGGGGGAAGCCAGAGUGGAAGGGCAGCAUGGAAGAAGAUCAAAACGGUGAAUUGUCUCGUCUUCUUGACUAACAGAUUGUCUGGAUCCACGAGAGUUGCCAAACUCACCGUUGGAUACAGAAUGUCGGGAGUAGUUUGUCAAACCUCACUGAUGGAAUUCCGUGGCUAAGAUGAGUAUCCAAAGAGAUGAAAGCAUUAAGAAAGUAGUAAGUUAACCUCUCGUUGAUAUUUUGCUUUGAAUGAGAUUACUUCUAAUGCCUCUAGUUAAAGCAGGUUGUUGCUAAAUUUACCUGGAAAGUGUUUUGAAUGGUUUAAGUGAUGUGUAAGUUGUCAAAAUUUUUGUAUGAAGUUGUGCUAAUCCUGUACAAAAACUUCUGGUGUAAUUUAUAGUUGUUACAAAUUCAAAGGGCGUUG
Ilex paraguariensis (yerba mate) is the source of this 2715-nucleotide messenger RNA. The record is from the annotation of a GenBank genome assembly. NCBI's taxonomy places the organism in Eukaryota, Viridiplantae, Streptophyta, Magnoliopsida, Aquifoliales, Aquifoliaceae.